Molecule: messenger RNA, 2000 nt
Organism: Misgurnus anguillicaudatus (oriental weatherfish)
Lineage: Eukaryota; Metazoa; Chordata; Actinopteri; Cypriniformes; Cobitidae
Gene: rnf122
Product: ring finger protein 122
Biological process (GO): ubiquitin-dependent protein catabolic process
Cellular component (GO): nucleus
Molecular function (GO): ubiquitin protein ligase activity
Source: RefSeq, a predicted model, not a curated record
GGUGGGACUUUCACUCGCUGUUGUUCAGUUCUCCUCAAUGGAUGCCAACAUCUUUGUUUGCUCGCAGACUCGACACACAAUCAAAGGGAAAACGUUUCAUUCAGCAUCGUAUAUAAAGAGAAGCUCGCGGGAGACGUAUGGCUUAGAUGCACUGGAUUUGAACGUGACCCGAUGAAACGAGGACAUCUCGUUAGGAUUGUGUUUAGAUGAAUCCAGAUGUGCUGAAUGGCCGUCAGACACACAGAGGGCAUCAUCUCUCUGUUUACAUACACACUGCCUUGCAAAUAAAGGGACCAAACGAGGGGAUUGAUGCACCCAUUCCAGUGGUGCAACGGGUGCUUCUGCGGUUUGGGACUAAUCUACUCCAAUAAGACCUGCACUAUGCCAUCUGUAACCUUCCAGGACCUGCCGCUCAAUAUCUAUAUGGUUAUCUUUGGCACAGGGAUCUUUGUAUUUGUACUGAGCCUUAUAUUCUGCUGCUAUUUUAUAAGUAAAUUGAGACAUCAAGCCCAAAGUGAACGCUUUGGAUACAGAGAGAUCAUCUUAAAAGGAGACCCAAAGAAGCUGAAUCUUCAUGGGACGUGUGCUGUGUGCUUAGAGGACUUUAAGGUGAAAGAUGAGCUGGGAGUGUUGCCAUGCCAACAUGCCUUUCACAGAAGGUGUGUGGUAAAGUGGCUGGAGGUUCGCUGUGUUUGCCCCAUGUGUAAUAAACCUCUGGCCGGCUCCUCCAAUCAGCAUCAGAGCAUAGGAACUUUACUGGAUGAGCUGGUCUAACACAGAGGAACUUCUGGAAAAGGACUCGAAACUGCCAUCGGACAUUGCGUGCCCUCCUUUCUUUGGAGUUUUGUUACAUAGAUAAACAGCAUAGCAGUGUUUUUUCUGCUACUGUAUGAUAUGACUGCGAACAUCACAGGGGCUAGUGUCGUAAAUCAAAGUUUAAAGCUCAUAUUACAUAAAUAACUGCAAGAGGUAAAAUAUCAUGGCCACUUUUUUAUUAUAAUUUUUAAAGAUAUUUCAUAUAGGAAUAUAUAAAUAGAGACUGGGGCUGUCAAGCUCAUAAAUGACAAAAAGCACCACAAAAUAGAAUGGUUCAAAUGCUGUUAUAUUAUAAACAGACAUUUUAAGGUUAGAAACCUGAAACGCAUAUGAGAUUGAAACAACAUGGAGUAAAUGGAGACAGAUCUGGGUGAGCUGGAAAGUUUUGCUCAGUGCAAAAAGUCAGAGGAGAAGUUUGUAAAAUACAAGUCUUAAAUACUAAUAGUAAAUGCACUACCCUCAUCAUUAAAGAGACUGAACGUAACUUUUAGCAUUCCAACACUGAACGCCACAAUACACUGCACUGGGCCCAAAGGACUUUUUCCACAUUGGUGUGUGUGUGUUUUUGUGUAUUUUACAGAUAUCAUUAGUAGUGAUGGAUUGGAUGUCUUGUCCAGACAUAUAUUAGAAUUUAUGUGCACAAAUCAUUGACCCUCUUAAAAGGAUAGUUCACCCCCCCCCAAAAAAAAAAUCAGCAUUUUCUCAUUCUUGUGUUGUUCUGAUAUGAAUUUCUUUAUUCUGUUGAACACAAAAGGAGAUCGUUUGAUAAAUGAUGAUAAGCACAGAGUUGAUGGUACGCAUUGACUUACAUAGUAUUUAUUUUUCCUACUAUUGAAGUCAAUGGGUGCCGUCACCUGUGUGCCUUUCAUUUCGUUUAUCAAAAAAUCUUCUUUUUUGUUCAACAGAAUAAAGAAACGAUGAGGGUGAGCAAAUGAUGAAAGAAAAUGUUUUUGUAAAUUUUUUGGGUGAAUGAUCCCUUCAAGAGAUUUACAGCAAACACUACCACUGUUCCUGAGAAAUAGACUGUCAGUAAAAACACAAGUGUCUUUCUUUUUGUAUUUCACUUAUUUGUAUUUGUUUACUGUAAUAUGGUUGCUAUUGUUACUAAACCUGCGGUGUUAGUUAAUAUUUCCACAUGGGAAAACAAGAAAGACGUACCUUCAAUAUGAGUAUAUCUCAUAAUU